AUGUUACCAAUUCGAACUCUCCUUCUUCAGUUUUGUUUAUUACUUCAACUGGCUGAUAUUGUCUACUGCCAACUGUUUACUCCGUGUGUUGGUAAUUGGGAAAACUUGUUUGGAAAUGUGUUCGUGAUCAUAUUGCAGGUAAAUCCGCUCUCGGAGAAGUGUGCGAUGUGAACAACGACUGCGAUAAUAAAGGUUCCAUUUGUCUGCGAGGGAAGUGCAGGUAACAACAGUUCUGAUAAGUAACGUUUCAAAGUAUCAGUUCAGAUGCCAUCCACAUUACUUAGAAACUCACGAUGAGAAAGGACGUCAUCUGAAAUGCGCACCGCGUUAGUUUCACAUUUUACCCAUUCUUUUGAACAACUUGAAGUAUUUCAGUACCUGCAAAAGUGGGAGCUCAGUGCUCGACUAAGUGCCGUGAGCCAUUGUUCUGCCGAAACGGAGAAUGCCAGUGCGUUCAGAGAGGAACGACGCGGAUAUCGAACGGAGAAUGCGUGACGACAUCUCGAGUCGGAGAUCGGUGCUCUCGGCAUUACGAUUGCACUUCUCCGUUUUCUGCAUGCUUGAACUCGCAAUGUGUCUGCAUUUCCGGCACAAUCCAGCAGGUGGAUGAGUUCCUUCGAAACCAUUAUUCCUAACCCAUUUCUCUCAGGGUACUCGCUGCGUGGCUGCUGCCAACUGUCCCCUCGGCGGUCUUCCGGGACAGAGCUGUGUCCGUCGGACUGAGCCUUCGCUCGCCUUCAAUCUCCCACCGGAUCAGGACAAUUGCCCAUCCGGCCAGAUAUGUGUGACUGCAGCUGACAGUCAAGUCGGUUAGUAUUUCUUCAUCCAAAUUGUCAUCUCAAAGAGCUUUUUUCAGGUCACUGUUGCCCAGUUGUGUGCCCACUCGCAAGCCACGUAGAUGUGAAGUACUCCUGUGAUCCAGACGCAGCCACGGCUCUCAAGUGCCCAUCGGACUCUCAUUUCUGUCAUUUACUCUCUGGUUUGUGUAUAGUUGAAGGAAAUGAUUAUAUCAAAUACUUUCUGCAGACGGAAGUUUCUCGCAAGCCGUCUGCUGUCGUCGCCCGUGCAACGCGAUGGCUCCAAACGCUCUGUACGCGAACAAUCAGUGUAUUCCACGUGGACAGCUCAAUUCGGUAUGCACUUCGAAUGCUCAGUGCGGAGGAGGAGAGGGAAUGGAAUGCGUGAAAGGACAGUGCCAAUGCCAACAGAACUUCCAUCCGGCGGUUGACGCACUCACUCAUCCGUUGAAGAAUCCGUCUCAGACGUGCUCGCGAGACUGUGAGAGUGAAAAUCUGUCAAGAGACACCAGCUGUAUGAAGGUACACAACCACUUUUUUUUUUCGAAUAACUCUACCGUUUCAGAGUGUUCCCCUUGGCUCGCUUUGUUUCAUUCAGAAGCAAUGCCCCCAGAACUCCGGCUGCUGGAGAGGUCGCUGCAUGUGCCGAUGUGGAUUCGGAGCGAAGAACGGAAAGUGCGUGGCUCUUCCGCCUCCUCCAACCACCACUGCUGCUCCAGAACGUUGGUUAUUCUUAAUGAAUUCUGAAUUAAUCUCAUGCUUUUCAGCCAAUAUAAUCCCGGGAGUUCCACUCAAUCCAGGAAACGACCUUUUCAAGCUUUUCGGUCAAUUCUUAGGCGGUGCAAACGGCGGAGGAGGUCUCAAUUUCGGAUAA
Messenger RNA from Caenorhabditis sp. 36 PRJEB53466, 1671 nucleotides. NCBI's taxonomy places the organism in Eukaryota, Metazoa, Nematoda, Chromadorea, Rhabditida, Rhabditidae. The record is from the annotation of a GenBank genome assembly.